Molecule: messenger RNA, 707 nt
Organism: Salarias fasciatus (jewelled blenny)
Lineage: Eukaryota; Metazoa; Chordata; Actinopteri; Blenniiformes; Blenniidae
Product: 60S ribosomal protein L19-like
Exons: 6
Coding region: 47-640 (197 amino acids)
Biological process (GO): translation
Cellular component (GO): ribosome; cytosolic large ribosomal subunit
Molecular function (GO): structural constituent of ribosome; RNA binding
Source: RefSeq, a predicted model, not a curated record
ACUUGCUCGGUCUAUUUCCGUCGUCUCUGUCGAGCCAGCAGCAGCCAUGAGCAUGCUCAGGCUCCAGAAGCGCUUGGCGUCCAGCGUCUUGCGCUGCGGCAAGAAGAAGGUGUGGUUGGACCCCAACGAGACCAAUGAGAUUGCCAAUGCAAACUCUCGUCAGCAGAUCCGAAAACUGGUCAAGGAUGGAUUGAUCAUCAGGAAACCCGUGACUGUUCAUUCCCGUGCCCGCUGCCGCAAGAACACGUUGGCACGCCGCAAGGGACGUCAUAUGGGCUACGGUAAGAGAAAGGGUACAGCCAAUGCUCGUAUGCCAGAGAAGCUUUGUUGGAUGCGACGCAUGAGAAUCCUGCGCCGUCUGCUCCGCCGUUACAGGGAAUCCAAGAAAAUUGACAGGCACAUGUACCACAGUCUCUACCUGAGGGCCAAGGGUAACGUCUUCAAAAACAAGCGUAUCCUGAUGGAGCACAUCCACAAACUGAAGGCAGACAAGGCUCGCAAGAAGCUCCUGGCUGACCAGGCUGAGGCUCGCCGCUCCAAGACCAAGGAGGCUCGCAAACGCAGAGAAGAGCGUCUCCUGGCCAAGAAAGAAGAGAUGAUGAAGAUGCUGUCAAAGGAGGAGGAAACUGCAAAAAAAUAAAUCCCAAAUAUAUUAAUUAGUGUUGUCAAAAUCAGCUUUUUGAGGGUAAUAAAUUUGGACAAAAGGA